Molecule: messenger RNA, 310 nt
Organism: Astrephomene gubernaculifera
Lineage: Eukaryota; Viridiplantae; Chlorophyta; Chlorophyceae; Chlamydomonadales; Astrephomenaceae
Source: the annotation of a GenBank genome assembly
CCUCUCCCCCGCCCAUUCCCGCACUCCGCUUCCAUGCAUGCAGGCCUCCCUUCGCGCUGCCAAGCCGGGCGGCAGCGAACCAAACGGAGCGGCGCCGACCACGGGUCCCCCAGCAGGAUCCCCAGCUCUGAGGCCUCCCUUCGCGCUGCCAAGCCGGGCGGCAGUGGAACCGAGCAAAGAGGCGCCGACCACAGGUCCCCCAGCAGGAGCCCCAGCCCCGAGGCCUCCCUUCGCGCUGCCAAGCCGAGCGGCAGCGAACCAAACGGAGCGGCGCCGACCACGGGUCCCCCAGCAGGAUCCCCAGCUCUGA